AUGAGGGCCUUCGCAUAUACGCUGUCAGCAUUCCUACUACCACAGCUGUCUCUCGCGGACCCAGCAUGGAUCAAUCCCGACUACAGCGUCUCCAACACGCUUCUGGAUCCUGAGGGCAACAAGCUGGGUGCCGUGGCGUCGGAGAGUUCGAUAUGCAGCGAUAUUGGCGGCGACAUCUUGAAGAGAGGCGGCAAUGCGGCGGAUAGCACGGUAGCGACGGUGUUUUGCGUUGGUGUGAUUGGGAUGUAUCACUCUGGUGUUGCUGGCGGAGGUUUCAUGCUUGUGCGGUCCAGCAAUGGCAGCUAUGAGUUUAUCGAUUUCCGCGAGAGUGCUCCAGCUGCAGCAUUCCAGGAUAUGUACAACAACGACACCGAUUUAUCGAUUUACGGUGGAUUAGCUAGUGGUGUUCCCGGAGAACUGCGUGGUCUGGAGCACCUCCACAACAACUAUGGCCGUCUUCACUGGAAGGAUCUUGUGUUGCCCGCUGUCAAAGUGGCCAGAGAAGGAUUCCCAGUCACUCCCGAUCUCGUCCGAUACAUGGACUCUGCAACAACAAGCAACAAUUUCCUGGUCAACGAUCCGAACUGGGCGAUUGACUUUGCCCCCAAUGGAACUCGUUUAGGGCUCGGCGACACCAUCACCCGCAAGAGAUAUGCGGCAACUCUGGAGCAAAUAGCAGAGCGAGGUGUAGAAGCCUUCUACUCAGGACCCAUUGCCCAGACCAUGAUCAACACGCUCCAGGCUGCGAACGGUACCAUGACCCUCGAGGACCUCAAGAACUACACUGUCGCCAUCCGACCACCAGCGGAAAUCACGUACAGGGAUUACAGGAUUCGAAGUUGCAGUGCGCCAUCCAGCGGUACGGUCGCCAUGAGCGUGAUGAAGAUAAUUGAGGGAUACACGGACAUUGGCCAGGCAGCGACUCUCAAUCUCAGCACGCAUUUCUUCGACGAAGCUCUUCGAUUUGCAUAUGGCCAGCGCAGCGAAUUGGGCGAUCCAUUCUUCGUCGAGGGCAUGGAUGAGUACCAGGCUGAUAUGCUCAACGAAACGACGGCGGCUGCUGUUCGUGCGAAGAUCAGCCCUCUUCAUACAUUGAACGUGUCAGCAUACGACCCCUCUGGCUUUGAAUCCCUCGAAACUCCAGGUACUUCUGCCGUUGUGGCCAGCGACGUCAGCGGCCUCUCCAUCGCCCUAACGACAACCAUCAACCUCCUCUUCGGCUCCCGAAUCCUCGUCCCAGAAACCGGCAUCAUCAUGAACAACGAAAUGAACGACUUCAGCGUCCCAGGUGCCUCGAACUCCUUCGGCUAUAUCCCGUCCCCAUCCAACUACAUCCGCCCUGGCAAGCGCCCUUUGAGCUCCAUCACGCCCACAAUCGUCGAGCACGCCAACGGAACCCUCUACUUCGUCACAAGCGCCGCAGGCGGAAGUCGAAUUAUCACCGCGACCCUCCAGAACCUGUGGCAUGUGCUGGACCAGAACAUGACAGCCGUUGAAGCUCUUGCCCAGCCGAGACUGCACGACCAGCUCGUGCCCAAUCAAGUCUCAUUCGAGUACCCGUACAACAACGAAACGGUAGCAUUCAUGAAAUCGAGAGGCCACAACGUGACUUGGAUCGCUCCAGGCCAGAGCACCGCGCAGCAGCUCCGGAGACUUGGAAACGGGACGUUCGAGGCGGCGGGCGAGCCAAGGCAGAUCAACAGUGGUGGUAUUGCCGUGUAG
Molecule: messenger RNA, 1722 nt
Organism: Zasmidium cellare ATCC 36951
Lineage: Eukaryota; Fungi; Ascomycota; Dothideomycetes; Mycosphaerellales; Mycosphaerellaceae
Exons: 1
Coding region: 1-1722 (573 amino acids)
Biological process (GO): glutathione catabolic process
Cellular component (GO): plasma membrane
Molecular function (GO): glutathione gamma-glutamate hydrolase
Source: RefSeq, a predicted model, not a curated record